Messenger RNA from Carcharodon carcharias (great white shark), 3825 nucleotides. RefSeq names its product zinc finger protein 239-like. Bases 528 to 1622 code for a protein of 364 amino acids. Lineage: Eukaryota; Metazoa; Chordata; Chondrichthyes; Lamniformes; Lamnidae. Gene Ontology annotation, molecular function: RNA polymerase II cis-regulatory region sequence-specific DNA binding; DNA-binding transcription factor activity, RNA polymerase II-specific. Gene Ontology annotation, biological process: regulation of transcription by RNA polymerase II. The record is from RefSeq and is a predicted model, not a curated record. Gene Ontology annotation, cellular component: nucleus. The transcript has 3 exons.
CUGAAGAUUGAGCUUCACACAGACUAAAACUUCCUCCUGUGUCCAACAUCUGACAGCCUGUGGGAAACUGAUCCCUGAAUCUCCAGGCUGAGUUUGAAUGAUUCGAGUGGGACGGCAAGUGAGUGAGUCGUCCAGCAGAGAGAUGAUGAUGUUGUGAUUGAACAAGAACCGUUCAGGAUAUUAGAAGGGGAGGAUUUGCUGACAGAAAUCUCAAACCAAACAUCACAUCAAGAUCUGACAGACUCACUCGACUCAUCGGGACCUGAAAUGAUCAGCCUUUGAAUCUGGAAGGAGAAAUGUUUGUCUGUUAUGUCUGCUUUAAAAGGUUUUAAACAUCAGUGUGACUGGAAAAGCACCGAGACACACACACUCGAGUGAGAGACUGACUGUGGGAACAACUUUAACCAGUUACGCAGCUUGAGAAAAACAUCACCAUUCACAGUGGGGAGAGACUGUACACGUGUUCUGUGUGAGCACGAGGCUUCAACUGAUCGUAGAACCUGGAGAGACACAAGGACACGCAAACCAUGGAGAAACCGUGGAAAUGUGGAGACUGUGGGAAGAGAUUCAAAUACCCAUCUGCGUUGGAAAUUCAUUGGCGCAGUCACACCGGGGAGAGGCCAUUCACCUGCCCUGAGUGUGGGAAGGGGUUCACUCGGUCAUCUCAUCUGCAGACACACCAGCGAGUUCACACCAGGGAGAGGCCAUUCACCUGCCCUGAGUGUGGGCAGGGAUUCAGUAAGUUAUUCAGCCUGCAAACACACCAGCGAGUUCACACUGGGGAGAGACCGUUCACUUGCCCUGACUGUGGGAAGGGAUUCAGUCAGUUAUUCAGCCUGCAAUCACACCAGCGAGUUCACACUGGGGAGAGACCGUUCACCUGUUCUGAGUGUGGGAAGGGAUUCAGUAAUUCGUCCCACCUGCGGAGACACCAGCGAGUUCACACUGGGGAGAAACCGUUCACCUGCUCGGAGUGUGGGAAGGGAUUUAGUGAAUCAUCCCUCCUGCUGGUGCACAAGCGAGUUCACACCGGGGAGAGGCCGUUCACCUGCUCUGAGUGUGGGAAGGGAUUCACUCGGUCAUCCUACCUGCUGACACACCAGCGAGUUCACACUGGGGACUGGCUCGUCUGUUCUGAAUGCGGGAAGAGAUUCACUCGAUCAUGCGACCUGCUAGCACACCAGCGGGUUCACACUGGGGAGAGGCCGUUCAUCUGUUACGUGUGUGGUAAGGGAUUCCCUCAGCCAUCCACGCUGCAGACACACAAGCGAGUUCACACUGGGGAGAGGCCGUUCACCUGCCCUGAGUGUGGGAAGGGAUUCACUCGGUCAUCUGAUCUGCUGACACACCAGCGAGUUCACACCGGGGAGAAGCCAUUCACCUGCUCUGAGUGUGGGAAGGGAUUCACCCAGUCAUCCCAUCUGCUGACACACCAGCGAGUUCACACCGGGGAGAAGCCAUUCACCUGCUCUGAGUGUGGGAAGGGAUUCAGUGAUCAAUCCACCCAGCUGAGACACCAGCGAAUUCACACCAGGGAGAGGCCGUUUACCUGCUCUGAGUGUGGGAAGGGAUUUACCUGUUCAUCCGAGCUGCUGAGACACCAUGACAGUCACACCGAUUAGAGACCUUUUAGAUGCUCUGACUGUGGCUUUUGAUUGUGUGAAUUGAGGUUAAGUAUGUACGGAUGGACAUCAUGUAUUGGAUCAUUACUUGAGCACAUGUAAGGAGACACUUACUGACAUAGAGUGGAGUCAAGUCAGGAGGUAUAUACCUGUAAUGUUUCACUCGGUGAAUAAAUCUAUACCAAGUAAAGAUUAGCUCCAGUUUCUUCCUUCGCCAUCAGGCUGUCAACAUUAUAACGUGGUAACAGAUAAUGCUUGUCUAAUGGUGAAUGUUGGUAACUAGAGGAAAAUAAAAUAUUAAACAGAGCAGCUUUUGUGAGAAAUGGCUGAAAGCAAGUGGAAAUUGUCAGUGUCUGAUUACCCGCUGAUGUUCUCGGAGUCUGAGCCAUACGACCAAUGGAAGAAUGAAGUGGAUAUGUGGACUCGGGUUACGUCCCUACCAAGGAGGAAACAAGGUCUGGUCUUAGCGUUGUCACUUCCCAACAAAAGUAAAUUCAAAAAGCCAAGUAUUUAGUGAGCUUGAUGCCUGUCAGUUGGAUACUGAAGGAGGUUUGGAUCUUCUAUUUGGGUUCACUGAUGAGAUUUACAAGAAAGAUGAUCUAUUGGAUGCCUAUGAAGCAUAGAUGGACUCUGACAGGUUUCAAGUGAGGGUGAGAGUAUCUUUAGCAGAUCUGGAUAUCACAACAAAAGACAGGAUUGGAACAGCACUAAUAGGUGAAUGACCCCUGGAAUGACCAGGGAAUGAUUAACAGGUGUUUCAGGUCUGACUCAAAAUAUCAUUAUGUGAUGAACUGCCCAAAGUGGAAAAUGAGGGUCUUCGAAGUGACACAUGAUACAGAGAUUUCUGAGGCUGAAGGUGAUGAUGAUGAUCACUCUGAAGGAAUUGUACUAGUCACAAGGAGAUUUGAUCCAGUGAUGAUUGUGUUUGUCACAGACUCAUUCAACUGUGCUGUGUUAGACAGUAGCUGCACCUCGACAGUAUGUGGAUUAGAUUGGUGAAAAUGUUACCCAAAUUCACCUCAUAGUGAGGAUCAACACAAGGUUAAGGAGUAUGAAAGUUCUACUUGUUUGGGUUUCGUGAUGUCAACACAUUGAAGUCACUAAAAAGAGUGGGGAUUUUUGCAAAAUAGCUGGAGUCAGUCACUUUAUCAGGACUGGUGAGAUACCCUUACUGUUGAGUAAACCUUCCACAAAAAAGGCACAAAUGCAACUGGACUUGGAGCAAGAUAAGGCAAUUGUUUUUGGAAAGUCAGUGGAUCUGCAGUUUGCUCAGUCAGGACAUUAUCGUCUCCCCUUAACAAUACCUGAUGUUUCUAAUCAGAGUCUUUGAGAAGGAUUAAUAGUAUCAAUGAUAAGAAUCAGAGUAAAAAAAAACAAAUUAUUUUAAAGCUAAACAGACAAUUCUCACCCUUCCUGUCAAAGAUAACAAAUCCUGCUAAAAGAUGCAGGGGUGGUUGGUGAAGAGUAUACGAGGGUCAUAGAGGAGAUUAGAGCAAAGUGUGAAAUGUGUAAAAAUAGGGGAGGAUGCUGUCACAUCCUAUUGUAAACCUUCCCUUGGCACGUGACUUUAACCAGGGAGUCGCCAUGGAUCUAAAGGGAUGGGACAAAGACAGAAAUAUUUUCAUUCUACACUUUAUAGACAUGGUAACCGAUUUAGUCUUUCUCCAAUAAUACAUGGCAAGGACAAAAGAGAGAUUAUAGACCAAGUCAUGGGGAAAUGGAUAGGGACUGAACCUGGAGCACCAGCUAAAUUUCUGACUGAUAAUGGAGGGGAAAUUUGCUAAUGACGCGUUGAGAGACGUGUGUGAAAACGUGAACAUUAUGGUCAUGAACACCGCAGCUGAAAGUCCUUUCAGCAAUGGACUCUGUGAAAGGAAUCACGCUGUGAUCGAUGAAAUGCUGCAAGAAAUCUUAGCUGAUCAGCCAAACUGCAAGUUGACAACUGCACUGACACGGACGAUUCAUGUAAAUAAUUCACUUCAGAUGGUUGGAGGGUAUAGUUCCUAACAAAUGGCCUGUAAGAGAAAUCCCAAAUUACCCUCUGUGCUGGGCGAUAGCCCUCCUGCUUUAGAAGGGACUACAAUUAGUUCCAUUUUUCGUCAGCAAUUUUCAGAUUGUUUCAUGAAAAAAAGUACUCGAACUAAGAAAUUACUGGGGAUCCGAGAAGAGGGAUGUCUUACAAUGUAAUAAUGCUUUGUAUAAA